Molecule: messenger RNA, 2616 nt
Organism: Gigantopelta aegis
Lineage: Eukaryota; Metazoa; Mollusca; Gastropoda; Neomphalida; Peltospiridae
Product: eukaryotic translation initiation factor 5B-like
Exons: 10
Coding region: 218-2551 (777 amino acids)
Biological process (GO): snRNA transcription by RNA polymerase III; snRNA transcription by RNA polymerase II
Cellular component (GO): snRNA-activating protein complex
Molecular function (GO): sequence-specific DNA binding
Source: RefSeq, a predicted model, not a curated record
UAAUUAUUAUACUAUGUAACACAAACAUUUUCAAUAUAUUUUAGCUAAAACAAUAAGAUAUGUUUAUUUAAUGCAUAAGUUCAAGACGGAAGUGUAACUUAAAACAUGGCGGGUUACCAAACUUGGGGAGUGUAAAAUUCAUUGCAAAGUCUUUUUAUGCAUGUAUACUGUAACGUUGAGACUCUGUGGGGUUACUUACUAAUUUAAAACAACUAAAAUGCCCAGUGGUCGACAAAGUGUAAAGAGACAACACCCAAAUUCUGGUGUUAGGCUUGAUUUUGAAAAUCUUUUAAAAAGCUUCACAGAAACUGAAACUGUUCGUUAUGAACAAUUUGCCGAGGUAUGGCGAAAAAUGAAGUUUUCCAUGUUGUGUGCUGGGAGGCAAAAUGACAGAGAAGUCAGAGAGUUCAUGGAUGAAUGUUUCCACAUAGCUCUUUCGUAUUACCUGCCGCCAUACAACUUCCAAGUUCGAGUUGGAGGAUUAUACUUGAUAUAUGGACUGUAUUUCACUCAGCUGUGUUUUCCCAGAUCUAAGAUCCGUGUGACACUGGAUCAGUGGAAGCAGAUACUGGAAUUUCAGGAAGAUGCAAAGAGUCAGAAACAUCUGGAUGUCGAUUUUUGUUUUCAGAAACUACUCUUCAAACAUGCAUUCCUCUUUGUGGCAACUUCAAAACAGGUUUACCCACGGUCUGGGGACACGGUGGAGACUGUUGUGAGCAGUGAGAUGCCCGAUGAGUUGAAAGAGACUCAAGGAUGUCUACAGACUAUGUUUUCAGCUAAUGUGUUGGAGGAACUGUCUGCUGUGCAUACUCAGUAUGAGAAGAUUAAAAUAAGCUUAGCUGGACCAGAUGCUGAGCGUCCUGCCAGGUCCCUGGACAUGAUACAAAGCAAACUUGUAGACAGCAUAGUGAGCCGACUGGAAAGUCAUAAUGAAAAGCUGACAAAAUUGAAGCAACAGUUGCAGCAAAAGAGGUCACUACUUGAACUCUCAGACGAAGAGGAUCCAACAUUUGAACCAUCCAUGAGCAAUGCAGCUAAGCUCAAGGCUAAGGCAUUCUCUGGAAUGGUAAAACAGUCGAGGUCACGGCGCCAUCGUUCAGUUUUAAUGCAAGAUUCACCUCCAGAAAACUCCCCUAGCACGUCAGUGAAAGAAAGCACAUGCAGGAUGCCUCUUGGCUUGUCCGAUGAUGAUGAAGCUGAUGGUGAUGACAGUGAUGAUUAUGACACUCUGGUUGAUUCGUUGAUCAAGAUGGAACGGAAACGAGACUUUCUGCCCAUGCCCACUUUAACUACGGAAAAAGCAUCUUCCACUGAAAAAAGUUUCCCCAAAAAGGGAUUGAAAAAAUCCAAAAAACAAUUGAAGGAGAAACAGUCAUCAGCGACUACACUUGAUAAGCAGAAGAAACAAAGAGGCAAAUCUGCAACAAAAGAAAGAAAGAAAGCAGGGAAGAAAGGAGUCACUUCUGAUUCAGAUAUGGACAAUAGUUUAACUCCAAAGAAGAAGAAACGAAAGCAAGACAAUACACCAAAAUUACCCUCUGAAGACGCAACACAUACUCAAGACAAUGAUAACAAAAUGGGUUUGCCAAAAAUAAAAGUAAAGCAACGAAAGCCUAGAAAGAAAAAAAGUGCAACCAUGUUAGAAAAAAGCGAGAAUAUUGGUGAAACUGUUGUGGAUGUUAAUGAAAAGGAAGAAUUUGAAGCUGAGACUGACACUGAUUUGUUAUCGCCAAAGAAAAAAAGACGAAUUGCAAGAAAAGUUAAUGUUAAAGUUGUGUCGGUGACAGAUAUUCGAACUACUGCUGGGGAAACAGUCUCUUCAGGUGAUACAGAUGGAAAUUAUCAAGUAGAAAGUGACUUGAAUAUGUCUACAACAAAGAAAAUAUCAGUAAAAGAGAAAAAGAAACAAAAUGAUGAUACAGACAAAAUAUCUCGAGUAGAAAGUGACUUGAAUAUGUCUUCAACAGAGAAAAUAUCAGUAAAACAGAAAAAGAAACAAAAUGAUGAUACAGACAAAAUAUCUCAAGUAGAAAGUGACUCGAAUGAGUCUCCAGCAAAGAAAAAAGCCCUAAAACAGAAAAAGAAACAAAAAGAAGUGGUGUUGAUUGACAAUGAAAACAGUGUUGAAGAAACAGUUUCUACAAAUGAUAAAAAUAUUGACAAAAAUAGUGCUUUUGAAGUUGGGAAUGAUACAGACUUUUCAUCGCCAAAGAGAAAACGAAGACAUCCAAAGACAAAAAUCACAGAAACGGUUCCAAUAACAAUUGAAAAUAAGGCUGAUGGAGAAAACGAAACACACGGCAACACUGAAUUACCAUCAGCAAGGAAAAAACUAAAACGAUCUGGGCAAGAAAAUAAAAGUUCAGCCAAGUCUGGUGAUGACAAAACUACAAGAAAGAGAAAAGACAAUAAGCUUGACAAACAAUCAACUGAAUUUUGUUUUAAAGCUAAUGACCCCAAAAUGAGUCCUGUUCCAGUUAAACAGAAAGAAAAGUCCCCAAGAAAACAAGCUCUUGAAUCGUCCCCCAAAAAAGGAAAAUUAAAGAAAUGAUUAUUGAUAAGAUGUCACACUCCAGACUUAAUGUUGCAUAACAUAUUAAAAGUUUAUAAAAAUUU